This is a messenger RNA of Capsella rubella, 2069 nucleotides long. Its product is annotated as protein NRT1/ PTR FAMILY 8.2. Gene Ontology annotation, molecular function: tripeptide transmembrane transporter activity. NCBI's taxonomy places the organism in Eukaryota, Viridiplantae, Streptophyta, Magnoliopsida, Brassicales, Brassicaceae. The transcript is spliced from 5 exons. The record is from RefSeq and is a predicted model, not a curated record. Gene Ontology annotation, cellular component: membrane. The coding region runs from base 177 to 1910 and encodes 577 amino acids. Gene Ontology annotation, biological process: oligopeptide transport; transmembrane transport.
AUAUAACUCUAUCAACAUCACAUCACAUCACACGGUGCAAAAACUAACGCUUCAACGCUUGAAUUCUUAUCUUCUUCACUCCUCAGCCGUGCAGCCACAAGCAGACCUCCACCGACCAUCGUCUUCAGUGACUGUAGCCACCACCGUCGCUUCCUAGGAGAAGAGACUGAAACUUGAUGAAACCGGAGAAGACGACAAUGGGAGAGGAGGACAUGGAUAUAUAUACACAAGAUGGAACUCUUGACAUUUACAAGAAACCAGCAAACAAGAAGAAGACAGGAACCUGGAAAGCUUGCAGAUUCAUUCUCGGUACUGAGUGCUGUGAAAGAUUGGCUUACUAUGGAAUGAGUACUAACCUCGUGAACUAUCUCGAGAAACAAAUGAAUAUGGAAAACGUCACUGCAACCACCAGUGUCAGUAACUGGUCUGGAACAUGUUACGCUACGCCUUUGAUCGGUGCUUUUAUUGCCGAUGCUUAUCUUGGCCGAUACUGGACCAUUUCUACCUUCGUCGUCAUCUACAUUGCCGGAAUGACGCUGUUGACCAUGUCCGCUUCUGUUCCUGGUCUAACACCAACCUGCAACGGAGACAAAUGUCACGCAACCUCAGCUCAAACCGCGCUUACAUUUAUAGCGCUUUACUUGAUCGCACUCGGGACAGGAGGGAUCAAGCCUUGUGUCUCGUCCUUUGGUGCUGAUCAGUUUGAUGAUACUGAUGAAGAAGAGAAAGAGUCUAAAAGCUCUUUCUUUAACUGGUUCUACUUUGUAAUCAACGUUGGUGCGAUGAUUGCUUCCUCUGUUCUCGUUUGGAUUCAGAUGAAUGUUGGUUGGGGUUGGGGUUUAGGCAUUCCCACCGUCGCAAUGGCUAUCGCCGUCGUAUUUUUCUUUGCUGGAAGCAAGUUCUAUAGGCUGCAGAAACCAGGAGGAAGUCCCCUCACAAGAAUGCUUCAAGUCAUUGUGGCUUCUUGCAGGAAAUCUAAAGUGAGAGUCCCAGAAGAUGAAUCUCUUCUUUAUGAGAACCAAGACGCCGAAAGCAGUAUCCGAGGAAGCCGGAAACUCGAGCACACCAAAAUAUUAACGUUCUUUGAUAAAGCAGCAGUGGAGACAGAGAGUGACAACAAAGCAGCAGCUACGUCGUCCUGGAAGCUAUGCACAGUGACACAAGUAGAAGAGCUCAAAGCACUGAUCCGUCUCUUACCGAUUUGGGCCACAGGGAUUGUCUUUGCUGCGGUUUAUAGCCAAAUGGGCACUGUGUUUGUACUACAAGGCAACACGAUGGACCAACACAUGGGACCUAACUUCAAAAUCCCCUCCGCAUCGCUCUCCUUAUUCGACACGCUUAGUGUCCUCUUUUGGACACCCGUCUAUGACCAGCUAAUCGUUCCCCUUGCCCGGAAAUACACAGGUCACGAACGCGGAUUCACGCAGCUUCAACGGAUGGGAAUCGGCCUUGUAAUCUCUAUCUUCUCUAUGAUCUCUGCGGGAAUCCUCGAGGUCAUAAGGUUAAGCUAUGUUCGAACACACAAUCUUUACAAUGAGGAGACUGUCCCGAUGACGAUAUUCUGGCAAGUGCCGCAGUAUUUUUUUGUGGGUUGCGCAGAGGUUUUCACUUUCAUAGGUCAGCUUGAGUUCUUCUAUGAUCAAGCUCCUGAUGCUAUGAGGAGUCUCUGCUCAGCUUUGUCGCUCACAACGGUUGCAUUUGGGAAUUAUCUGAGCACAUUGCUGGUGACAGUGGUGACUAAUGUCACGAGAUCGGGUGGAAGACCUGGAUGGAUCGCCAAAAAUCUCAACAAUGGUCAUCUUGAUUACUUCUUUUGGCUAUUAGCUGGUUUGAGUUUCUUGAAUUUCUUGGUCUACCUUUGGAUUGCUAAAUGGUACACUUACAAGAAAGCGACAGGGCAUGCGCUUUGAUGAUUCAAAAAAACAUCAAAUGUUUUAUAGAGAGAAAUCUCGUACUCCAUUUUUUCUUCUUCAUGGUUUCAUUCUGAAUCGCCUGUUUGAUAAUUUCUUUACUUCUUUCUUACUAAAACAUAUUUACAGGUAUUUAUUAUAAUAGAUUCUUUUGUUCCA